Molecule: messenger RNA, 2424 nt
Organism: Punctularia strigosozonata HHB-11173 SS5
Lineage: Eukaryota; Fungi; Basidiomycota; Agaricomycetes; Corticiales; Punctulariaceae
Exons: 2
Coding region: 65-2290 (741 amino acids)
Source: RefSeq, a predicted model, not a curated record
CGCUGCUAUAAGAGGGCCGUCCAGAACAUGUUCAUCGCGAUUAUCUCUUCCAGUGACUCUCAGGAUGGCCACUACCCUCGUCGGAUCCGCCGCCAGCUCGCAAAAAAUCACCCUUCCCGCCUUCCCCGAGCUCUUCGCCUCAGCGGCCGAACUCGAUGCCCUCAUCGACAGCCUCGUCCCUGGUGCUCGCGUCCCGCACAAAAGGUCUCUCCCGCAGGAUGGUGCUGAAGAGGAGCCGCCGAAAAAUCCGAUGAUGGAGGCGCUGCAGGCGACCACGCACCAGACGCUCACUGACAACGGCGCGCCUGCGGUCAACUCCACGCUCUCCCCGACACUCGACGCGUUCCAGGCUCUUGGACCGUACGCGAAGGGCGACAACAUCUGCAAGCAUCUCGAGAGCGCCUGGGAGGAGGACCCGAAUCUGACGCUCCGCAUCAUAUGGAACACGCGCAGCUUGCACGACGGCAAGAGUGAGAAAGAAGUCUUCUACCAAGCAUGGGGUUGGCUCUACAAAUAUCACCCUUGUACCGCGAUCCGAAAUCUUCAUCUCCUCGUCGACCCUGUAUGCACCCGGCCCAACGUCGAGCAGGCACUUCCACACGGGUAUUGGAAGGACCUGCUUAACAUCCUUGCGCUUGCGGCGCUCGAUCAGCUUGGUCCUUCCGAGGUGCCUUCUUCGUUCCUUCAUAAUCACACGCCGAGCAAGAAGGACGGCGAAUCGAACAAGCUAACCGACCCCGAUGCGGUGCGGGCUGCGAGGGUUCAGGAGGCACAGGAGGCGCAUGCCGCGUUGCUCAAGAAGUUCGAGGAUAAAACGUUCAAGGCGCUUUACGUUACGAUCGCACAGUUGUUCGCGGAACAGCUUGCCAAGGACGUUGAUAUCAUGAAACGUCUGAACGAGACGCCGAAGGAGGACGACGAACAACGGAAGGAGCUUGUCAGGUCGCUGUCGCUCGCGGGCAAGUGGGCACCGACCCCGAACUGCUCUCACGACAGGGUCACGAACAUCGCUUCCGCGAUCUCGCUGUUGCUUCAUCGCUCCCAGGUUCUGGUCCCGCCAGGGGUGACCAUUGCAGAUGGACCGGUCGGCGUCGAGGAGUUACGUGCGCUCCGCGUCCACCUCCAACGCUCUAUCCUCACUCCGCUCCGCAAGACGCUCUCACUCCCCGAGCCGCUGAUGUCGUCUAACCGGUGGACGGACAUCAAAUACGGUCGCGUAGCGUCUAUGUGCAUGAAGAAUAACACGGAGCGUUUCUACGCCCACGACAAGGCAGGCUUUGCGGAGUACCUCACGGCGGUCGAGGAUGGAAAGCGGAGCAUCAGCGGUGCGACGCUUCUUCCGCACGAGCUCGUGAAGCAGAUGAUGUCAAUGGAUUCAGGGAGGUAUGUUAGGGACCCCACGCACAAGCAGAUCAAGGAGGAGCUCUUCAAGAUUCGAACGCGCGUCAUCGACCAGCAGUGGAAGACGCUGAUAGGCCGGUUGCGCGAGUCAGGCGCAAUAGAGAACUCGCUCGGGAUCUGCGAUGUGUCCGGGUCCAUGAUGAUGACCGGCGGCUCCGUGGAACCUAUCUACGUGUCAAUCGCGCUCUCGAUCGUACUUGCCCAGUUGGCGAAACCCCCGUUCAACAACGGUUUCGUCACGUUUUCGAAAGACCCGCAGUUCGUGAAGAUUGAUCCGGAGGCGGACGGCAUUGCGAAGACAAUCAAUGACAUGGUGCAUCAGCACUGGGGAAUGAACACGGACCUGCACGCGGUGUUCGUUCGGUUGCUGCUCCCACUCGCGAUCAAGAACAACGUGAAGCAGGAGGACAUGAUCAAGAGGCUGUUUAUCUUCUCAGACAUGCAAUUCGAUGAGGCCAUUGCGAGCGAAUUCGACGAGGGCAGUCCGAGGAAACAGAAAGACCCAGCUAACUGGCAGACGAACCACGACGAGAUUGAAAAGGCGUAUCGCGCGGCUGGGUACGAGGUCCCGGAAAUUGUGUACUGGAAUCUCGCGGCUCCCGCAGACAAAGGGCUGCGAGCGAUGCCUGUUACGGGGGAUAAAAAGGGCGUUGCACUCCUGAAUGGAUUCUCCCCGAAUCUCCUGAAGGUGUUUAUGGGAGAGGUGGAGGAAGCAGCGGAAGCUGAGGCUGAACCGGAGGAGCAGUGGGAGAAAGUCGAAGAGGAAUCUCUGGACGCGUCGACGGUGGUCGAGGUGGAGAAGAAGGUGAAGGAAGCGAUGACCCCGGUGGAUGUAAUGAAGAAGGCGCUGGCGGUCAAGUCAUACGAUGGGUUAGUGGUGGUGGACUAAAGGAGGGGGGCGCGUUCUAUUUUCCGCAGUCAUUCGGGCGUUCAUGAUAUUUCAAGCAUACCCUUUCAAUCACUCCUCAACAUCUGUAUUGUAUGCAUGUAGCCAUAUGUCAAAUCACUGCUCUGUUACUGCUG